This is a messenger RNA of Trichomonas vaginalis G3, 1143 nucleotides long. RefSeq names its product cysteine-type peptidase protein. The coding region runs from base 1 to 1143 and encodes 380 amino acids. Gene Ontology annotation, molecular function: cysteine-type endopeptidase activity. Gene Ontology annotation, biological process: vacuolar protein processing. NCBI's taxonomy places the organism in Eukaryota, Parabasalia, Trichomonadida, Trichomonadidae. The transcript has a single exon. The record is from RefSeq and is a predicted model, not a curated record.
AUGUCAGAUCUGCCAAUAAACACAAAUGCUUUCGUUGUUCUUUCUCUUAAGCCUCGGAAUGGGUGCAAAGUAUGGAAAGAUUACCGUUUUCAAGCUGAUGUAUUCUAUAUGUACCACAUCAUGAAGACCCACGGCUUUGAUGAUGAUCAUAUUUCAUUAUGGGCUUUUAAUGACAUGGUUAAUAAUUCAUUAAAUCCAUACAAAGGUCAGAUGUUUCAUCUUUUAGAUAACAAGAACAUAUAUCCAGGCGAUGACAAGCUUGAUUUCCAAGGACCAGCUGUUAACAGACUCGAUUUCUUACAAUACUUAAGAAAUCUAAAUACAACAAAAGAUGAUAAUAUCUUCUUUUACUUCAAUGAUCAUGGAAGUCCAAAUAUAUUAUAUCUCCCUUACGGUCAGUUUUUGACAUCCUAUGAAGUCUUAAGAGUUAUUAAACAAAUGCAGAAAGAUGGCAAAUUUAAUAAGAUGUUCUUUGCAAUUGAAGCUUGCUUUUCAGGUUGCUUCAAAGAAUCAUAUAACAACAUUCCAAAUGUUGCCAUCAUGACGGCCGCCAAUUGCUCUACAACGAGUAAAUCUUAUCUCAAUCGUUUACUCGGAACAUCAUUAUCUAAUGAAUUUUCAAUCAAUUUAAUGAUGGAGAUAGAAGGCAAUCCAAAGCAUACUCUUCGAUCCUUGCAUGAGAUUGUUCGUGAGAAAGUUCAUAACUCAACUCCAUUACUCUUUGGCCAAAACUUGGAUGAUCCAUUAUCAGAUUAUAUUGGUGAAGGACCAAAGAGCAGUUUAAGAAGACAAUCAUAUGAAGAUCUUUCUCUUGAUGAUAAGAUUCUUCAUCCUGAGAAAUAUACAAAGAAAGAAAUAGCCGAAAAAUACCAGAAACAAUUAAAGCAUAUGAAACAAGUUGCUGAAGAUAAUGAAAUCUUCAUCAGAAGAGUUGUUGAAAAAGUUGCUGGUCCUCGCGCCUCAGAAUUCAUGAAUAAAGUUAUCACAGGCGAUGUUCAACAAUGCUUUGAGCCUGUGAUUGAAGCUUUGUUCGCAAAGAUGAAAGAAUUCAAUCCAGAUUAUGUAUAUUUAAUUUCACCAAUCAAAACUCUCUGCACGAAGUAUAGUUCUUCAGUUAUCAUUGAUGCGAUCAAUUCAGUAUGA